GUCGCUUGGUAGACAUAUGAGCAAUACUCCGGCCCAUGUAUUCAUGUUGUUGCAUGGAUGUCGUUGGACGCUCGACACGUCGCAACAGCAAAGGACAACGGCACGCGCGCCUGUGAGCAUUCGAACUCUGACCAAUCACAUCCCACCAUUCGGACGCUUAUCUUCACAGCCUUACAUUCGACACUCAUGGGCUCACAUUGCGAGCAACUUCGGCGUCGGUCAAACCCACGCCCGUAAGGUAUAAAUAACCCCCCCGGACUCCUCCCUCCGAUUCUCUUCUCCAACCCCAACACCACUUAAACAUUUCAUCUGUCCUACCCAUCCUACCCAUCAACCCCAAAACCUUUCAACCUAACCUCAAACAAAAUGUCUGGACGUGGUAAAAGCGGCGGAAAAGGUCUCGGAAAGGGCGGUGCCAAACGUCACCGUAAGAUUCUUCGAGACAACAUCCAAGGUAUCACCAAGCCUGCCAUUCGAAGAUUGGCUCGUCGAGGUGGUGUCAAACGUAUCUCUGGCUUGAUCUACGAGGAGACCCGAGGUGUCCUGAAGAUUUUCCUCGAAAAUGUUAUCCGGGAUUCCGUCACUUACACUGAACACGCCAAGCGGAAAACAGUCACCUCUCUCGAUGUCGUCUACGCUCUCAAACGACAGGGCCGAACACUCUACGGCUUCGGUGCCUAAAAACCCUUUCUCGUUUCUUCUUGCCUCUUGCUCCUCUCUCAUCGUCUUAACACUUGUACAACUCUGUUUUGUUCUAGUAGAAACUUCUUCCCUUUUACUGGUGACAUCGUCUUCUAUUUUUUUUUAUUUGAACUUGUUGCCGCUAGAAUAGUAAACAUCCUUUCUUUUGCUUCUUGCAUUUCGCCUCCACCCCUUUUGAGAUCCUUGCGAGCAGCUCUCGUCAAUGUUCCCAAGCAUUGCGCAGCCAUUUCCCCCUUGCC
This is a messenger RNA of Puccinia graminis f. sp. tritici CRL 75-36-700-3, 941 nucleotides long. Its product is annotated as histone H4. Gene Ontology annotation, molecular function: structural constituent of chromatin; protein heterodimerization activity; DNA binding. Bases 367 to 681 code for a protein of 104 amino acids. The transcript has 3 exons. Gene Ontology annotation, cellular component: nucleosome. The record is from RefSeq and is a predicted model, not a curated record. Gene Ontology annotation, biological process: nucleosome assembly. Lineage: Eukaryota; Fungi; Basidiomycota; Pucciniomycetes; Pucciniales; Pucciniaceae.